Helicoverpa armigera (cotton bollworm) is the source of this 2739-nucleotide messenger RNA. RefSeq names its product octopamine receptor beta-3R. The transcript has 4 exons. The record is from RefSeq and is a predicted model, not a curated record. Gene Ontology annotation, cellular component: plasma membrane. Gene Ontology annotation, molecular function: octopamine receptor activity. Lineage: Eukaryota; Metazoa; Arthropoda; Insecta; Lepidoptera; Noctuidae. Bases 494 to 1666 code for a protein of 390 amino acids. Gene Ontology annotation, biological process: adenylate cyclase-activating adrenergic receptor signaling pathway.
GCAGUCCGUUCGUAGACUCCUCUCGUAGCGCGCCUACGUGGUCGAGCAAGUUUCGUAGCAUUCAAACAGUAUAUAGAAAGGAAUUAUGUAUGUGUGCGUAGUAAGCGUUGAGUUUUUCACUGUGUGUAAAAUUGUUAUGUAAAAAGUGGAUAAGUUUUUGUCUGAUAGUUCAACGUACAAUAUAAUUGUGAAAGCGAAUGGUAGCGGCUUGUACGGAUUGGACGAUGAUGGCGCUUUCAGGAGCGAGGUAGAAGCGCGCGGGCGCGGUACGGAGUCAGCGUUCUUUGGCGAGCUACACUCGACGCUGGCGCCCCCUGCCGCGCCCGACCACGACUGGCAACACACCCUCUCACUCAUACUCAAAGGCCUCAUCUUCACAACCAUUAUCAUCGGAGCUCUCUUUGGCAACGCCCUCGUCAUCAUAUCUGUCCACAGACACAGGAAACUUCGCGUCCUGACAAACUAUUACGUAGUCAGUCUAGCUGUGGCUGACAUGCUCGUCGCACUAUGCGCGAUGACCUUCAACGCUAGCGCCGAACUGACUGACACGUGGCUUUUCGGCCCUUUAGUCUGUGAUAUCUUCAAUUCCCUCGACGUGUACUUCUCCAGUGCGUCGAUACUUCACCUUUGCUGCAUAUCCGUUGACCGAUACUACGCUAUAGUCAGGCCUUUAGAAUACCCAGUCACGAUGACUCAUAGAACUGUCUGUUUCAUGCUGGCAAACGUAUGGUUGUGGCCUGCUUUUAUAAGUUUUGUGCCAAUAUUCAUGGGCUGGUACACAACCGAACAGCAUCGACAAGAGAGAUUGCAUCAUCCGGAUGUUUGUAUGUUCAAAGUAAACAUGGUCUACGCAAUAGUGUCGUCGAGUGUUUCAUUCUGGAUACCCAGUUUGGUCAUGAUUUCUAUGUACUGCCGGAUAUUUAGAGAAGCAAUAAGACAAAGAGAAGCAUUAACGAGAACAUCAUCGAACAUUCUUCUGAAUUCUGUCCAUAUGAAGCACACGUCGCAUUCCGCGCACCACUCACACUAUUUGCAUCCUGAGAGAAGGCCUUCUGACAUCAGUCCAAACUAUAGUACGUUUACAGAAGUAGGGCCUGAAGAGACUGAAUUUGGUGGGGAAGUCAUGAUGGCUAUAGGGGACAUUUGUCCAAGUAAGGAGGCUAGUCCGAGGAAGUCGGUCAAUGUGAGCUGUGAUACAGCUAGUUCUGGAUAUUGUUCUGGAGGAUCGAAUAAGAGGUCGUCGAGUGGACAGCCACCUCCUGGCUGGAGACCGAGUUGCUCAUCCGCCGUUGCCACAAGGGACCUAGCGAAAGCAGCUACGGAAUUAAACGCUCAAGGUGCUUCUUUAAGAGCGGCGGGCAAGUCUUGGCGAGCCGAGCAUAAGGCGGCGCGCACACUCGGCAUCAUAGUUGGAGCGUUUUUGUUGUGUUGGCUGCCAUUUUUUCUUUGGUACGUCACAACAAACUUAUGUGGAGAGCCUUGCGAAACUCCAUCAGUCGUCGUCGGCGUCCUAUUCUGGAUAGGCUACUUCAACUCGGCACUCAAUCCUCUCAUCUACGCGUAUUUCAACCGCGACUUUCGAGACGCGUUCAAAAACACGCUCAUGUGCGCACUGCCUUGCUGCUUCAGUUGCUGGAAGGACACAGGAACGGCACAGUUCGUGUAGUAAUUACAGAGAUGCGACUAAAAAGUCGCAGAAUCGCAUGAACGAUUAGUGUCUAGUGUGUAGACUUAGAGCAUCGAAUAUUGCUAACAUUUUGUAUUUAUAUGAAUAAGCUUCAAAUUGAGUUGUUUUGUAAUCAUUUCAAAUGGUUGUAUGUAUGCAAAGUUCUAUCAAAAUUGAAAUGGAAAAUAUUGUGUAUUUAAUUCCGCUUUUAUAAUAAUGAUUACGGCGAUAUUACCUAAGUGUUGUCGUUAUUUGUAUGUGUGUAUGUACGCCAUCUUUAAUUAAGGCUUUGUAUAAGAAAUUGGUAUAUCAAGAUGGUGACUGUAAUACUAAUUAAGUAGUUAUUGUAUGGUUUAACCACAGUCUGAUUACUUUAUAUUGUUGAUGUUCUUGGAAAACGUCUAUUUAUAUCAUGGAAAUAAAAUGUAACGAAUAUCAUAAAAUUCACCCUUCUAACUGCGCUGUUAAAUUAAUUUAGAAAUAUAGUUUCUUCCCAUAAAUAAGUUUGACAGCUCUAUAAAGUAAUAGGUCUGUGGCGAAACACAUAAAAAGUCCUUCUCUAGGUAAAGUGGUAGUUCUAAAUUUGGUAAAAAAUGUGCGAUUUUAAAUCGUAAAGUGUCUAGUAGAUCUUAUUUUGACAUAAGAAAUUAUUUAAGGUAUAUAGAAAUGCGCUUUGCAGUAUGUGAAAAGUUCGUAAUACGGGUGCAAUAUAGAUAAAAUAUAUAGCCUGUAAUUAUUAUAGUAUUACUAAUGUCGUAGCAAUAAUCUUCUAUAUUUUUUGGGUAUGUAUUGACCCCAACUACCGGAAUUGAGGGGUACAAAAUACCCCACGAAAUUAUUACGUUUGUAGAUAAUUUGCGAUAGUAAUUUAAUGAUAAAUAGUUGCUCAAAUUGUCCAUUUGAUGGCAAUAAGCAUUUACAGUGGCGGAUUUACAAAUCUGCCGCUAGUAGGCCAUUCAAUUUUUGCCGCCCCUAAUGAUUGCGGACUCAACGAUAUUUCUGUCAGUUACUAAAUUAUUUUUGCAACCCGCUACGUACCGAAGAGUUUAAUGUUGACCAAACAAGCUUAUUUG